This is a messenger RNA of Neoarius graeffei (lesser salmon catfish), 1164 nucleotides long. RefSeq names its product coiled-coil domain-containing protein 42 homolog (gene ccdc197). The transcript is spliced from 9 exons. NCBI's taxonomy places the organism in Eukaryota, Metazoa, Chordata, Actinopteri, Siluriformes, Ariidae. The coding region runs from base 1 to 1164 and encodes 387 amino acids. The record is from RefSeq and is a predicted model, not a curated record.
AUGGGCACACUCUCUCUCCCUUUGCUGAAUAAGGACGACCCGCGUUUUCAACUGAAAGUGGAAAACAGGCUGAAAAAUAUUUUUGUAACGCAGUUAGAGGAUCACGGGUAUUCUCAUAGCAGAGAAGAAGAAGAGAAUGUCAAACACAUCCCUGUCAUAACACAGUCAUCUAACAGAAUCCUGAAAACGGGUGUCAACACUCUUCAAAGGACGCUGGUAUUGAAGACGCAGGUGCAGUUGGAUGAUGUAAACAGGCAGUUAAAUCAGAAACGUCUCGAGUUCAAAGAUCGCAUGCAGGCUCUGGAACAGAGAAGGGCAGCACUUCUGGAAAAACAAGAAGAAACGAAAGAGAGGGCACUGAAGUUUGAAAAGUUUGUGGAGGAAAAUGCGGUAAAGCGACAGCGUGCCCUGAAGAAAUACCAACGAGAGAAAAAAGAGAAUGAGCUGAAGGAAGAGGAGAAAUCUAAACUAUAUGAAGAACUUGAGCAGCUUCAGAUCCGGCAACAGCAAUUAAAAGAAUGGGUUGAUAAAUAUAAGAUUUAUGAAGAGUAUAUGAUGAAGAGUCUUGAUUUACUACCAGAGGCUUAUUUAGAAUAUGGCUCAGAUUCUUUGGUGAUGCCCAUCAUCAGACGCCACGAGACCUUGUCGAUCACUCAGCAGGACUUGUUGCAAUGUCUUACCAGUCUGGCAGAGGAACUAAACGAGGGCCGAUGCAACCUGGAUUCACUUAAAAUGGAGCACAGCACAAGCAGGCUUAUGUUCCAUAAGAAGCUGUCAGAACUGCAGACCCAGUGGGAUCAAAUCAGAGAGAAGAAUAAACAACUAGAGAUGACCCUGUAUAUUCAGCAUGACCAGUCUCGAGGCCAGAUUGAGGAGAUUGGGUAUCUUUUGUUAGCGGUGAAAAAUCUUGCGCAGCAAUGCCACCUGCAACACUAUGGACCUUUACAAGGAAUGGACUUGCUCACCAUGAUGGACAUGAUAAAGGAGUUCAUUCUGGAGACAGCGGAUACAGAGAGGAGAGCACUGCAGAUAACAGACUCCAGUUCAGAAUUGAAGACGAGGAGCAGACACGGAGCAAGAAAAGGACCAGCCCUGACUAUAAACAGCUCGAGUAAAAUUAACUUCAAGAGCAGUAGCAAAACCGGCGAAAAUGAACUGGCCUAA